GUAGGUGCAUGGAAAGCCAUACGCAAAGAAUUCCCUACAGCUACCAUCAAAGGUUGUGCCUUCCACUUUGGCCAAGCAGUGUGUCGUAAGACACAAGAGUUGGGCCUCAAGACCACGUACACCAGCAGGGGUGCUGAAUAUCGAUACAUCCGUUCGCUGAUGACACUUCCCUUUUUACCAGCUGCAGACAUCCAGCCAGCUUUCGACAAACUAUCACCAAGGGCUACAUCUCCAGAGCUGCAGCAACUAGUCAGAUAUGUGGACAACACAUGGCUUUGCAACACCGUUUGGCAUCCACGCAACUGGAAUAUCUUUCAAACCAGCAUCAGGACCAACAAUGAUGUUGAAGGUUGGCACACAAGAAUCAACUCUGACAUCGGGAAAGCUAAUGCCGCCUUCUACAUCUUAGUACCAGCACUUCAUCGUGAAGCCAAGCUUGUGUCUCUUACAGUCCGCUUAGUUUCUGAAGAACAGGUCCUCAGGAACCAACGCACACGCUACAAGGAGCUGGAAGGUCGUCUUCAUAAGUUAUGGGACCAGUACACAGAAGGUGAUAUCACAGCAUCCCGUCUACUUCGUGAUUGUGGCAACAUCUACGGUCCGUCCAAUGACUAGCUGUUAAUUGCUCCUGCCGAUGUUUAUACUCGUCUUGCCUUGACAAUAACAUUCAUUUUUGCAUGUUAUCUCAGAUAUGACUCAGAAUUCUGUAUGUGCUAUGUAUGUUUUGUAUGUUUUGUAUGUGCUAUGUGUGUUUUAAAUGUGCUAUGUAUGCUUUAAGUGUGCUUUUACAAUGACCAUUCAUAUCUGCAUGCUUUCAGUCUUAUAGAUGAUGACAAAAUACCUUUGAUUUUAAAAUGUGCUUGUGUUUUAUA
Messenger RNA from Mytilus trossulus (common blue mussel), 872 nucleotides. RefSeq lists its product as uncharacterized. The record is from RefSeq and is a predicted model, not a curated record. The transcript is spliced from 2 exons. NCBI's taxonomy places the organism in Eukaryota, Metazoa, Mollusca, Bivalvia, Mytilida, Mytilidae. The coding region runs from base 160 to 615 and encodes 151 amino acids.